This is a messenger RNA of Besnoitia besnoiti, 870 nucleotides long. RefSeq lists its product as uncharacterized. The transcript is spliced from 3 exons. Bases 1 to 870 code for a protein of 289 amino acids. Lineage: Eukaryota; Apicomplexa; Conoidasida; Eucoccidiorida; Sarcocystidae. The record is from RefSeq and is a predicted model, not a curated record.
AUGACACAGGGAACGCGCAAAGAGUCCAAAGAGGAGCCACAAAACGCCCACGGCCAUCCGGGCUCAAGGAGUGGAGGCGACGCAUCCUCUCCAGGUCGGAGCCCUUCCAGCGCGCAGUCUCCUCCGUCGCGGCCCGUGGCGAGGCGCCCGUCGUGCUCGCUCUCCUCUGGCGCCAAAGACUUGCAGAAAACGCCCGCGUCUGCUUCAGGGGUGCAGUCCCGUAGCACCACUUUGCAGGAGGGAGGAGGCGAGCUCGAUUCGCAGACCCGGCCUUGGCCUUCGUCCCUCGAAGACUCGCCUGCCGACUCGGCGUCGGGCUCGUCCGAGGCGACGGGGAGCGCGCUGGGCACGCAGCGAAGCCGCGGAGAAGGAGCGAGAGGAGAGAAGCAAGUUCACAGGCGACGACGAGGCGCCGCGGAUACGGAAGGGACGGAGGGGUUCGAAGAGGAAGAAGAGCGAACUGGCGACGAACCAGAGCCGGGCGGAAGCCAAGACGCCGAGAAAGACCGAGCCACCGACGCCAGCGAACACUCGUCGGAAGCGUCGCAGACGGAUGAGGAGGAGUCUGAAUACUUAUCUGACGACGAUGAACCAAAGGGACCUCCGCGCAUUCGGUGUCACCGGUGUGCUCAAGUCAUGGAGUUCGAUCCUGGCAGUCGCUUCGUUCAGUGCUACCGCUGCGCGGCGAUCAACUCGGUGCUGUGUCAGGUCAGUGACGACGGCGCGCAUGAGGGUGGCAAGGUAGUCGGAGUCAUCUGUCCAUGCUGUAUGACGACGAACCUCGCGACAUCCGACAAAGUCAUGGUUCGCUGCGGCCUCUGCAGCACCCUCUCUGUGAUUCCGGAGACGAAGACGCCUCCUACGUCCUAG